Messenger RNA from Dimorphilus gyrociliatus, 955 nucleotides. The record is from the annotation of a GenBank genome assembly. Lineage: Eukaryota; Metazoa; Annelida; Polychaeta; Dinophilidae.
UAUGUCCCGGGAUAAGAUCAAGAUUGGUCGUUAUUCAAAAAAGAGAAAAAGAUAUAAUGAAAGUUUAAUAUAUGGUGACGAAAUUAGUCGAAAAAUCAAUUUACCUAAUUCACCAUCAUUCUCUAUCACUGAAGAUGUUUUAACUCAAUGUCGCAUAAGUCUUUCACAGCUAAAAAAUAUUAAUUGGCAUGAAGAAAUUUCUAAUUUGGAUAAUAUGAUAGAUGAGAUAAAUCAAAUGAAUGAAAUUGAAUUCUUCAGUAUUCAAGACUACAUGGACAUUGUUUCUGUUACAGGUAUCGAACCCGAUAAUCGUAAAACAUUUAUCAAUCUGUCGGAGGAACUGUUAAGAGUGGCUUUGAGAUAUUUAGUAUCAUUUGUACAGUGCCUGCCCGGAACAGAAAAUCUUUCGAAAGCAGAGCUUAUCGCACUAACAGUACCCGCUUUGAAUUACAUGGUAUUAAUAUAUACUGCAAACCGGUCCCUCUCAGUGUCGGAGACAGGUACACUCACAAUGUGCUUGAAUGGGAAACAAAUGCAACUCAAUUUUGCAUGUAUUGAAAAGUUAAGUCCAGAGACAGGAGAAGAUCUUAGAGUAGAAAGUUAUAAGCGAAUGAUGAACUUGCAAAUUACUCAAGAAGAAGCUAUGCUCAUCGUGGCCUAUACAGUUUUAAAACCAUCACAAAGGUAUCCUCAAUUAAAAGCGGGCCAAGAUCAAGUAACCAUAGCUAUACAUGAAUACUUGAAGAAAACUUAUGGAAAGAGUUACCUUGAUCGGUUAAGAAGUAUAAUUGAAUUUAUCAAUGAAAGCAAUCAAUUGGACAGACUUUCAAAGCAAAGCCAUUCUAAAUGCCCUGAAUACGUAAAAUACGUGUAUCAAACUCCACAAUUGAAGGGAGGUUUAAAUGAUGACAAUUUUGAAGCUAAUCUUGAAGCUUUUUCAAAAUUAUCCUUAUAG